GCGUCAUCUGUUGUCAUGUAAUUCAGUCAAUAUUUUACACUUCAUUUCACGUCAGAAACUUGCAUACUGCUAUAAUUAAUCGUUUAUGUAUUUCAAUCAAAAUCUUGAAUUCAUAAUCGAAAAGUUCGCAAUUGACAUUUUCGUAUCCGCUUGACCCAGGUGGUGAGUAAAAAAAUAGAGGUCUAUAAUUUGUUCACAAAUCGUGUAGCAACGGCUUCAAUCUGGAAGUCUUACAAGCAAAUCUCGAGGGCGGCGAAAUGACGUCCGUGGCUCGAAGACCUGAGCAGGAUGAUUCGGGUGAAUACUCGGAUGCCUCGCAAGAAAUCGAGCAAAAUAAUUCUGGAAACGAUGCUGCUCAGCAAUCGGAUUAUGAUUCCCAAGGGAGUGAUGCUGAACAUUCUGACAGAGAUCCAGAAGCACAGGAAUCUGAGAAGCGCGUAGAUGAUGAUGAGGACCGAAGUAAUCCGCAGUACAUUCCUAAACGGGGCACAUUUUAUGAGCAUGAUGAUCGAACAGCGGCGAGUGGUGAAGAAUCAAGCAACACCACAUCAGAAACAGCCUCCGAGAAGAAGGAAGGCUCUGAGCCGGCUGCUGAGAGACGUCGUGCGCCUCGCAAAUCUGAAACAGUGAAUAAAUGGUCUCACGACAAAUUUAAUGAGAAUGAACAGAUGCCAAAAUCGAGAGAUGAGCUGGUAUCCAUAUAUGGAUAUGAUAUUCGCAAUGAGGACGCUCCGCCUCAUGCAAGGCGUAAUAGACGUUAUGGACGGGGACCGAAUAAGUAUACUCGUACGUGGGAAGACGAAGAGGCAUACAAAAGGCAAGCGAUUCAGGCAGCACAUAAGGUACCGCCCAGCCCGUCUGAUUUCCCGGAACUGAAUGCUGUUAAUAAGCCGGGACGUAAACCGCGUGUCCCAAGGCCGCGUUCAAAAUCCCAACCGGCCUCAAACGAUUCCUCAGAGAAUGGUUCCUUACGGCGAAAUGCCUCGAUAAAGGCCAAAUCUAGACCUGGGGCCAAGGCUAACUCCUCGGCCAAAGAGAAGAUGCCACCAUUGGAGAACCUUACAAUAACCACUGUUGUUAAUAACAAUCAAAACAGCCAACCGUUACGUAAAGUGAAUACGACUAUUGGGCAACAGGCGCCCGUGUCCACGGAUCUUGCUAAGAGGAAACCACUUCCAACGCAGAAUGCGCAAAGUAACGCCGCGAAACAAUCGCAACAGAAACCCGCUCAAAACCAACAAAGCCAACAGGGGACAGGUGAAAGCCGUGGGGGCAGCAAACGGUACAGUAGUUUACGACAACGCCCGUUGGCUGAACCGUAUUCACCUCAAAAUCAACAGCAAAAUCAAUCAAAUCAACAGCAAAAUCAACAGAACCAGUUUAGGCAUCAUGGUGAGUUUGCCCCGGGCUCUAAUCAAAAUAAUACUCAGCAUCAAGGCAGUCCGGCCAAUCAAAUGCAUUCACAACAAAUUGCACAUCAGACGCAGUUACGUAACGCGAAUACUAACCAACAAGGACAUGGGCCAUCUCCGCCUCACCAGCCGGUACCCAAUCAACCGAUCGCUCAGCAGCAAGUUCGUCUGGGUCUGAUGGAGCAGCAGCCGAUGGUGCCUCAUGCCCAUCACGCCAUGCACAAUAUGCCGCAGCAACACAAUAUUGGUCAAAUACAAGCGCCACAAGCAUAUGCGCCCCCAGCUAUGAUGCCCGCACAGUACAUGCAGCAAAGCGGUAGCGGGGCGGUGUACGGGGGAGCAAUGUACCAGCCUCCACAAUAUCCGCCUCAUCAAAUGUAUCCGCACCACAAUUAUCCGGCCCCAGGCGGCCUAACGUACUACACCUGUAGCGAGCAAGAGCAGCCCCCCAGACCCCAGAGGAGACCAACUGCUGCCAUUCCCAUCGUCAAGCCUGCUAUCCCCGAGAGGCCGCCGAAUUCGGAAAAGGAUAACAUUGACCGUAUAGUGGAGAAUAUGUUUGUCAGAAAACCUUGGCCGGCCACUCAUGAUGCGAAAGAUAAAGAGAAGAGUCAAGAGCCUCAAAGUAAGGAUUCCUCUCAGCCGAACAGUUUGACAUCCAGCUCAAUAUCUACCGAUUCCAAAACGGAAGAAAAGAAAGAAAUAGUCCAAGAACCAAAAGAAAUAAUCCAAGAACCGAAAGAAAUCCAAGAAGUGCAGAAGGAGACUCAGGACAGCCAGAAAGAGAGUCAAGAAGAGACGGAAAGAGAAACGGAGGCCUGACAUGGAAGAUUCCGUGAGUGUUAUGAGUACUUUAGGAGAUAGGGAUUUUUGAAUUAUAAAUAAAAACUUUAUAAAGUGAAUCUUCAAAUUUCGAACAUAAGUGACGUAAUUAGGUUUGUAAUCUGUGCUUUUACCAUAGUUUAAAAAUUCUGUACACUGUUUCAUAUAGACUAUACUUCAGAAUAGUAAAUACUGUAUAGGACUCGGCUCAUAUUGUUAAUGCACCUUUUUAUCAGGAACUUUGGGUUAAUGUCAUACAGUAAAGUGGUGCAU
Pieris rapae (cabbage white) is the source of this 2507-nucleotide messenger RNA. RefSeq names its product protein CASC3-like (gene btz). Gene Ontology annotation, molecular function: mRNA binding. Gene Ontology annotation, cellular component: exon-exon junction complex. Bases 258 to 2234 code for a protein of 658 amino acids. Lineage: Eukaryota; Metazoa; Arthropoda; Insecta; Lepidoptera; Pieridae. Gene Ontology annotation, biological process: mRNA processing. The record is from RefSeq and is a predicted model, not a curated record. The transcript has 19 exons.